UUAAUCUUCCCUCAGUUGAGAAAUUCCUGAUUACAACAUCAUCGGAACAAUUUAGAAGAGAGCACAUUUCACUGAUAGACACUUUUGGAAGGAGCUGGAUCCAGUUUGAAGCCCUCGGAACAUGAAGACACCCCAACAAAGAGCUAAGAGAUCUGGCCAACUUGAAAUGUGGCUGCUUUUAGCAGCAGUGUGCUGGAUGCUUCUUCUUGGACCUAUAUAUGGUUAUGAUGAAAAAAGAAGUAACACAAAUCCUGAAGCUAACAUGAACAUUAGCCAGAUUAUUUCCUAUUGGGGUUAUCCUUAUGAAAAAUAUGAUACUGUGACAAAGGAUGGUUAUAUCCUUGGAACUUACAGGAUUCCUUAUGGAAGAAGAUGCCCAGAGAAAACAGUUCCAAAGCCUAUUGUAUAUUUGCAGCAUGGCUUAAUUGGAUCUGCCAUUGACUGGAUUUGCAAUCCACCCAACAACAGCUUGGCUUUCCUUCUGGCAGAUAAUUGUUAUGAUGUAUGGUUGGGAAACAGUCGAGGAAACACCUGGUCCAGAAAACACAUGAAUUUGUCACCCAAAUCGUCAGAAUUCUGGGCCUUCAGUUUGGAUGAAAUGGCUAAAUAUGAUCUUCCAGCCACAAUUGAUUUAAUCAUAGAGAAAACUGGACAAGAGCAACUCUGCUACGUGGGCCACUCCCAGGGGGCCACUAUAGGUAUAUUUGGGGCAGAUGUGAUAAGAAUGUCUGCUUUACCAUAUCUAUGGAAGGGGUCAAUUGUUUCUGUGGAAAACUGUUUUCUCUGGGCAUUGUUUGGUGACAAAAUAUUCUCCCCUUACACACCAUUUGACCACUUCAUUGCCACCAAAGUGUGCAGUAAGAAGAUAUUCCAUCCCGUGUGCAGCAAGUUCCUAUUUACGCUAGCUGGAUUUGAUACAAGAAACUUAAACAUGAGUCGCUUGGACGUUUAUUUGUCACAGAAACCUGCAGGAACGUCUGUUCAGACCAUGCUGCACUGGGCCCAGAUUUUAAAUUCUGAUCAACUCCAAGCUUUUGAUUGGGGAAAUCUUGAUCAAAACAUGAUGCACUUCCGCCAGCUUACACCUCCUUUAUACAACAUUACUAAGAUGGAAGUUCCAACAGCAAUAUGGAGUGGUGGACAGGAUAUUGUGGCUGAUGCUAAAGACAUGAAAAAUUUACUCCCUAAAGUUGCCAACCUUAUUUAUUACAAAGUGAUUCCACACUACAAUCACAUGGAUUUUUACCUUGGACAGGAUGUACCCCAGGAAAUUUACCAAGAUCUAAUUAGAUUGAUGAAAGAACAUUUAUAAAAUUAAAUACAGUUUCUUUCUUUAAUCAAUGGGUUUUUGUAUUAAUAAAGAGGUAGGCAAAUCUUAAGGUGACUCUCAAUAAUUUUGACCUUCUGGUGUCCCCUGGGCUUCAGUGAUGGUAUGACCUGAAUCUUACUUCUAGCCAACAGAAUAGCAAAAGUGGUAGACAUCAUACCCUCAUUUACAUUAUAUAAGAAAUGUGAUGGGAUAUCAUUCUCUAAUUAUAUUUCAUUAUACUGUGUCAGGCACAUGCCUAUAAUUCCAUCACUCUGGGAGGCUAAGACAGGAGGAUUUCAAGUUGAAAUCCAACAUGGGCAAUUUAGUGACUUAGCAAGAUCCUGUGUCAAAAUUUAAAAGGCUGUGGAUAGCCUAGUGUGAAGGCCCUUAGUUCAAUCCUUGAUACGGAAAAAAAUACUUGUAAGUAGAUAAGAGCCAGAGAUUGUCCUUUUGGCCUGAUAAAAUAAAUAGAUGUAUUGAGGAAGCCCACACUGCAAAGAAUGGUGCGUGGCUUUUAGAAUCGUCCUAUUAACUUGCUGUUAAGUAACAAAACACAGAGCCCUCAGUCACAUAGUCACAUGAACACGAACUCUGCCUAAACCUGCUUGAGCAUGAAAGUCUAUCAUCCACAAUAAAGCCUGCCAUUGUGAAGAAAGCCUUGACAACAGCCUGUGAGACCCUGGAACAAGGACACUGCUACAUCAUCUAAACUGCUAAUCUACAGAAACAAUGAGAUAAUGAAUAUUUAUAAUUCUAACCUUUCUAACCUGCUAAAU
This is a messenger RNA of Heterocephalus glaber (naked mole-rat), 2085 nucleotides long. The record is from RefSeq and is a predicted model, not a curated record. NCBI's taxonomy places the organism in Eukaryota, Metazoa, Chordata, Mammalia, Rodentia, Bathyergidae.